Messenger RNA from Ostrinia furnacalis (Asian corn borer), 1507 nucleotides. Its product is annotated as tektin-1. Lineage: Eukaryota; Metazoa; Arthropoda; Insecta; Lepidoptera; Crambidae. The record is from RefSeq and is a predicted model, not a curated record. The transcript has a single exon. Gene Ontology annotation, biological process: cilium movement involved in cell motility; cilium assembly. The coding region runs from base 68 to 1354 and encodes 428 amino acids. Gene Ontology annotation, cellular component: microtubule cytoskeleton; nucleus.
CACUGUAUCACACGCUUUGUCGUAUUUUUGAAAUUUUUUAGUUCCCUAGUUUAGUUUACUUUUGAAAAUGGGUGAAGUGCAAUUCGGAGUGCGUCAUGUGAUCGGCGCUCCGAUAGCGACGACCAGAUUGGCGGAACAGGCCCUUGUGUGUAUGCCGCCAAGAGCUGCCAAGUUCACGCUGUCCGAGUGGAAGCUCAGCAACGAUCAGCGAUGCAGGAACACAGAAGAUCAGCAGCAACUCGCCGACAGAGUCCUUGGAGAAUGCGAGAGGAUCCGCCAGGAGACCGCGGAGCGAUCCAGCAUCAUGAAAACUACAAGCGAUAGACGCCUCGAAGAACGCAUCGGCGACGUCGAGUUCAACAAGAACGAACUGCAAAUCCAACGAAGGGAAAUAUGCAUCGAGCUUGAAGCUCUCGGAAUGUACAAAACUCGCCUCCUUGAUUGCCUCAGCUCUUUACAAAGCAACGCUUUGAACAUCUGCCGAAAGUGCCUUAUGCUGAGAGAUGGGCGUAUUGGUAUCGAUUUAGUUGUCGACGAGGUAGAACAUGCUCUUCAGCAGGAGAUUACUACUAUUCUUGGAGGCCAAAGUCUUUUAAAACGGGUCUUGGAACAGUUGAAUGAACAAAUGAGACGCUUACGCUCAACUCGAUAUCUGUUAGACCGUGAUCUCCAAUACAAACAGGCUGCGAUAGACGUUGAUAAAGGCAACUUGUCCCUCAAACCUACCGAUUUAUGCCUGUCUAUCUAUGAGGGAUACUCUAACCUAGACCCUGCCAAUAUAUCAGCUGAAGAAUAUAACUCAUAUUCAGCUCAAAAUAUCCAAUUGGCUGCUAGAGAAGUGACCAGCGCCAGACCGAUCAGAAUGUUCGUCGAUACCAUCCUCAAGCAGGUAAUAGAUGAUCUUUGGGUGGCUUACAAGAGGUGCAAUCACGAGUUCAGUGAGCGUAUCAAGGAGACGAAGUUAGCUAAGGCUAAGUUGGAGGAUAUGCAUAGGGAGACGACCCAGAAGAUAUCUGAUAUGCAGGACAAUAUUUUGCAGCUGCAGAAAGCCCUAUCUGAUAAGGAAGGGCAUAUGGCAUUAGCUCAUACCAGGCUUGGAAGACGAGCUAACAGAACUGGUGCUGAGCUUGUGAAAGAUCCUCCUGGUCAGGCUUUAUAUUACGAGUGUGAGAUGCUUCGUCACAGCACUGAGCAGCUUCAGCAAAUGCUGCAUGAGGCAUCGUCUUCUCUUCGUUACCUCCUCCAAACCCAGAUUCAGCUGGAGGAAGAUAUUAAUGUGAAAAUGAACACCUUGAAGAUCGAUGAAGUGGAUUGUAUGACUUUGAGAGACACGAUGGAUUAUCACGCUUAUUGAGAUGCUAUCACGGCAAUGUUUGUGGUUUGGGCUGGAUUGUUUGGUUUUCAAUUAUUUAUUACUUGCACCUUAUUAUUUAGUUGCUUCGUGUGAUACGGUAUGUGUUAAAAUGUAAGCUAGUUGGACUGUUUUUCCCUAAAUCUUAGAUUAUUC